AUGAAUUGUAAUUAAAUAUUUAUUGAUUAACUUAGAUGUCCUGAUUUUUAUACAAAGAAUUAACAUGCAUCAUUAAAUUGUCCUCCAAAAUACUCUUAGAAUUUUAUAAUGAAUCAAAUAAUCCAUAAACCAAGAAUUUUAAGAAAUUAAUAUAGUGCAUAAAAAUACUCUUCAUCAAUUGAUGAUCUUGCUUAAUCAUUUGAAUAACCUUAAGUUUUGAGUCUAACAAUAACUUAAUUAAGAAAUUUAAAAUCAAUAAACCAAACUAAGAAAACUAGUUUAUAUUCAAAGUCAAAAAGUAAUGAGAAGAAUAUAUUCAUGACUAAUCAACCUCAUGAAAGGAAAAGAUCAAAUACAUACUAAAUUAAUUCUUUAGCUAAAUCAGCUUUGUUAUUUGUAAGUCGUUAAGAAAAGAGAAUGAAAACAACAGAAAAUAUAGAUAAUUAAUUCGACAUAAAAAAUUUAGAUUUAUUAUAAAAUACGUAAUAAAGUAUCAAACAUAAUCAUUUAAAUACAUCUAUAAAUUUACUAAAUUACAAUAUUGAAUCAACUAUACAUUCAUAUGUAUCAUAAACAAACAUUUCUUUAGCAACUUAAAUCAAUUUGGUUAAAGAAUAUGUCUCUGAUACUAAUCAAUACAAUAUAAAAUGGGAAGAUUCAGAAAAAAUAACUAAAAAUAUACCUAAAAAAUUAUUAGAAAAAUAUGCUACUUCAGAUGAUACAUCUUUGUAUUUAGAAUCUUCUAGAUUUAAAAUUGAGAGAAAUUUUAAUUAAGUUUAUAAAUCUGGUAAGUUUAGAUGGCUCUAUCCUGGAGAAGAAGCUGCAAUCAUUUAAGGAAUCGAAACAUUUCUUAAUGAUUGUUAAAAAAAGGUAUCAUAGUUGAUGAUGAGCAUAUAAAAGAUUUUGAAAACAAUAAUCAGUUAAAAAAGAUUAGAGUAUUUAUUUAAUUAUCCAAUUUGUAUGAAAUAAAUAGAGGCUCAUUGGAAAAUUAUGGCAACCUUAUUUAAAUUAAAAUAAUAGCAUCAUAGCUAUAAAAAUUAAGUUACAAAUAGAUUAUGGAAAGAAAUUUAAGCUUCUAAAACUUUAUUUAUAGAUUUAAAUCUGGAUAAUAGUAAACUGGCUAUAUUUAUCAAGUAAUUACAACAUUGA
Messenger RNA from Paramecium sonneborni, 1149 nucleotides. Lineage: Eukaryota; Ciliophora; Oligohymenophorea; Peniculida; Parameciidae. The record is from the annotation of a GenBank genome assembly.